ACCCCUACUACGGGUCCCAAACCCCGCCGCCCCCCUUCGUGUUCCCUCUCUCUCUCCUCCUCCUCCUCCUCUCAUCUUCUUCUCCGGCGCCGGCGAUGGGGGGCUCCCGCACGCAGGUGAACAAGCCCCACAAGACCCGCUUCGCCUCCAAGGCUUCUCGCCACGCCCACAAAACCUCCGUCUCAGAUAAGAGCCGCAUCGCCAAGCCGGACGCCCACCGCGCCGCCGUCAAGGGCGCCCGCGCCGCCCGCAUCCAGCGCAACAAGGCGAUCAGAGAUCAGAAACGAGCUGCGUUGUUGAAUGAGAAAAGGGCCUCAAGUGGGUCAGCCAGCCCUCCUCGUGUUGUUGUCCUUUUUGGCCUCUCUUCGGAUGCGAACACAAAUUUGGUUGCAAAGGAUCUUCUGACAUUGUCACUGGAGGAAGAUAGGGAACCUAAUGGAACCACAAUUGCGUCUUCUUUCUACAAACUUAGAAUGACGGUGUUGGAAGCUCCAUAUGGGGAUCUGCUGUCAUGCAUGGAACUGGCAAAGGUUGCCGAUAUGAUUGCUUUUGUGGUAUCUGCAAACUCAUUGUGUGAUAAGGCAUCCAGCAGCCUGAUUGAUGAUUUUGGAAAACAAUGUCUUUCCGUCUUUAGAUCCAUUGGCUUGCCCAGUACAGCUGUUCUGAUUCGGGAUCUUCCACCAGACAUCAAAAGUAAACAGGAACUCAAGAAGAUGAGCAUUUCUUGUCUUUCUUCUGAGUUGCCGGAGGACUGUAGAUUUUAUGCAGCAGAUACAAAGGAGGACUUGCAUAAGUUCAUGUGGCUUUUCAAGGAGCAACACCUCUCAUCUCCUCAUUGGAGAAGCCAGAGACCUUAUGUUAUGUCUCAAGAGGUCUGUAUGGAGCCCGGCGAUGGCAUUCCUGGAAUGUGCACGUUGCUUCUGUCCGGCUAUGUACGUGCUCACAGUCUCUCAGUGAAUCAGCUGGUCCACGUAUCAGGUCUUGGGGAUUUUCAACUAAGCAAGAUUGAUAUCCUCAAGGAUCCAUCCCCUUUAAAUGUAAGGAAAGAUAGUGCUUCAAUGGAUUCAGAAGACAAUGGGAUACAGAUUAUUGGGACGUUAAUUCCAGAUCCGAUGGCCCAUGAGCCUUUGAUAAUUGAAAAUAUCCCAGACCCCCUUGCCGGGGAACAGACAUGGCCAACUGAGUCAGAGAUGGCUGAAGCUGAUGCAAGUAACAAACAGAAAAAGCUGAUAAGGAAGAAACUGCCUAAAGGAACUUCAGAUUACCAGGCUGCCUGGAUUCUUGAUGAUUCAGACAAUGAGGAUUCUGGUAGCAGUGAGGAGGAAGGUGAUGGAAUGGUAUUAGAUGAGCACAAAGACCGAUUGGUGGAGGAAGGAGCUGACUAUUCAGAUACUGAUGAAAUUCCUCAACUUCUUGAGAACUUCGAAGAGGAAACAGAGGCUGAUACUGAGAUGGCUGAUGACGAGAAUUUGACCAAGGAGCAGAUUGAGGCUGAGAUAAGAAGGAUCAAGGACGCAAAUGCCGAAGAUCAAGAAUUUCCGGAUGAAGUAGAUACCCCAAUAGAUACUCCAGCUAGAAAACGUUUUGCGAAGUAUCGAGGGUUAAAGUCCUUUAGAACAUCCUCAUGGGAUCCUAAAGAAUCUUUGCCACCCGAAUAUGCAAGAAUUUUUGCUUUUGAUAAUUUUUCACGAACACAAAAGCAUGCCUUUGUUAAAGUUCAACAGUUAGAUCGAGGAACUACGAACGAUUGUGCGCAAGUUGGAUCGUUUGUAAGGCUCCAUGUAAAGCAUGUUCCUGUUGAAGCUGCUUCCACAGCAUGCCAUCUAUCGAAAAGAUUACCGGUGGUAGCUUGUGGUCUUCUUCAACAUGAGUCAAAGAUGUCUGUUCUUCAUUUCAGCGUAAAGAAGAAUGACUCAUAUGAUGCUCCCAUCAAAUCGAAAGAAGUGUUCACUUUUCAUGUUGGUUUCCGCCAGUUUACAGCAAGGCCAUUAUUUUCCUCUGAUAACAUAAACUGCGAUAAGCAUAAGAUGGAGAGAUUUCUACAUGCAGGACGCUUUUCGGUAGCUUCUAUUUAUGGCCCAAUUUGCUAUCCUCCCCUUCCUCUGAUUGUCUUGAAAAAUAUGGAAGGAGCGCCACCAGCCGUUGCUGCUGUUGGUUCAUUGAAAAGUGUGGACCCGGACAGAAUUAUUCUCAAGAAAAUCAUUUUGACUGGUUAUCCACAAAGAGUGUCGAAAUCAAAAGCAAUCGUGCGAUAUAUGUUCCAUCAUCCAGAGGAUGUUAGGUGGUUCAAGCCAGUAGAUGUGUGGACAAAGCACGGCCGACAUGGAAGAGUAAAAGAACCUGUCGGAACUCAUGGGGCGAUGAAGUGCGUCUUCAACAGCGCUAUCCAGCAGCACGAUACCGUGUGUAUGAGCUUGUACAAGCGCGCUUAUCCCAAAUGGCCGGAACAACAUUUUCCAUCGUGAGAUAGGCGUAUUCGGUCGCUUUUUGUCGUCUCCUGUAACGGUACAACUAUAACCUUUUAUGCGGCGGAACAUAUGGUCUCAAUGACAUUUAUACAGCAGGCCCUGGAAGGAACAACAACUCGUGCUGGCGAUUCUUUUCCUUUUUUCCCUUCCUGUUUGCUGUCAUUUUUUUUUUAAAUAGUUUGAUUGAUUCUCUUCUGUUAGCUUGCUUGUUAAGGGAAAAUUUUUGACUUGUUUGGCGACUACGCCGGUAGUAAAAAGAUUAAUUUUUGUUAUGUUGCACAAGAUGCCGUACCAUUAGUGGUUUGUAAAAGACUCAUAAUUUAUAUAAUAUAUUUGUGAGAUUCUUUUUC
This is a messenger RNA of Ananas comosus (pineapple), 2818 nucleotides long. RefSeq names its product pre-rRNA-processing protein TSR1 homolog. The transcript is spliced from 21 exons. The coding region runs from base 96 to 2465 and encodes 789 amino acids. Gene Ontology annotation, biological process: ribosome biogenesis; maturation of SSU-rRNA from tricistronic rRNA transcript (SSU-rRNA, 5.8S rRNA, LSU-rRNA); endonucleolytic cleavage of tricistronic rRNA transcript (SSU-rRNA, 5.8S rRNA, LSU-rRNA). Gene Ontology annotation, cellular component: preribosome, small subunit precursor; nucleus. Gene Ontology annotation, molecular function: GTP binding; GTPase activity; U3 snoRNA binding. NCBI's taxonomy places the organism in Eukaryota, Viridiplantae, Streptophyta, Magnoliopsida, Poales, Bromeliaceae. The record is from RefSeq and is a predicted model, not a curated record.